CAUGUCACGUGGCGGCAUCAAUGACGUCACGGAAGGUAAACUCAAGUCAAACAUUGGACAAAGUCAAACAGAACCAUGAGAACUUCCGUCAAUAUUUAACCAGAACGCUCCAAAGUCCGGUCAGCCCAGUGGGUCUGAGUCAGUCCGGACUAGAACCGCAGUCAUGCUGAGAUCCAGGACCUGGACCGGCACGGCUUACUGGGUCAGAACCUGGAGCCGCCGGAACCAUGGAGCAGCUGCGUCUCCCCGGCUGGACCUGAGCGGGAUCUACCCGCCCAUCGCCACCCCCUUCACCGCCCAGGAGGACGUGGACUACGACAAACUGGACCAGAACCUGCUCAAGUACGCCGAGAUGCCGUUUAAAGGUCUGGUGGUCCAGGGCUCCAACGGCGAGUACCCUUACCUGACGGAGGAGGAGCGCGUGGAGGUGGUGAGGAGGGUCCGCCGCUCGCUGCCCGCUGACAAACUGCUCCUGGCGGGGUCCGGCUGCGAAUCCAGCAGAGCCACGCUGCGGCUGACGGAGAAGAUGGCGGAGGCCGGCGCCGACGCCGCCCUGGUGGUGACGCCGUGCUUCUACAGGGGCAAGAUGGACAGCCACGCCCUCGUGCAACAUUUCACCAAGGUGGCGGACGGCAGUGCGGUGCCGGUGGUUCUGUACAGCGUCCCCGCCAACACGGGCCUGGAGCUUCCUGUGGACGCCGUGGUCCGCCUGGCCCAACAUCCCAACAUCGCCGGACUCAAAGACAGCGGCGGAGACAUCUCCCGCCUGGCCCUGAUGGUGCACAAAACCAAGUCUCAACACUUCCAGGUGCUGGCGGGCUCCGCCGGCUUCCUGAUGGCGGCCUACUGUGUGGGGGCAGUGGGCGGAGUCUGCGCGCUGGCCAACGUUCUGGGUCGGCAGGUGUGCGACUUGGAACGUCUGUGCAGGUCCGGACGCUGGGACGAGGCCCGGGAGCUGCAGGGGCGCCUCGUGGAGCCCAACGCCGCCGUGACCAGGAAGUUGGGAGUGCCCGCCCUCAAGCAGGCCAUGGACUGGUUCGGUUUCCACGGCGGCGUCUGUCGCUCGCCCCUCCAACCUCUGGACCGCGAGCAGACGGAGCAGCUGAGGCGGGACUUCUCGUCCAACGGGUGGAUGUGACGGCCUGCGGUUUAUCACAUUUAAUUCAUUAUCAUCGAGUUAUUUCCACGACAGGAAGCAGGUGGUGCCUCUCAGCCAAUCAGUGAAGAGCUCUAGCAGGAAAUAUAAUCAUUCUAAUAAUAAUCAAUGAGGCUUUUUGUCAUAAGUUUGGACAUUCCCGACAUUUUGUUAAAAUAAACGCGGGAUUUGACGAAUAAGAUCACAUUUUUAUGUUUAAAAAAAAAGAAGUGUGUUUUAUUGCUAAUUUCUCUACAGGAAUUAGUAAACUUAUCGAUUAAAUUUGACUCAUUUUGGA
Messenger RNA from Nerophis ophidion (straightnose pipefish), 1433 nucleotides. RefSeq names its product 4-hydroxy-2-oxoglutarate aldolase 1 (gene hoga1). Gene Ontology annotation, molecular function: 4-hydroxy-tetrahydrodipicolinate synthase activity; N-acetylneuraminate lyase activity. Bases 164 to 1138 code for a protein of 324 amino acids. The transcript is spliced from 7 exons. Lineage: Eukaryota; Metazoa; Chordata; Actinopteri; Syngnathiformes; Syngnathidae. Gene Ontology annotation, biological process: N-acetylneuraminate catabolic process. The record is from RefSeq and is a predicted model, not a curated record.